UCGAAAACCAUGAAAUCCUUGUAUGCUGCUCGAAUAAUCACAGGUGUUCCAAAGUUCAAUUGUCACUCUUGCAAUAACAUUCCAGCUAGAACCAAUCCUGCUGUACCCGUAUUCAAUUUCUUGGUUCCAUCGCAUCCAAUUGUCAAAAAGAGUGUUCUUUUCCAGUCAGAAACAGCUCUUAAGAUCUCAGUCUGCUUCAAACCCAGAAACCCAAAUGGAUGAAGAAGAAGACCCAGAUGCCCAAGUUCAGAACUUGACUGUCCCAGAACAUUACUUGGUCCCUUCCACGGCCUUGGAGGAAUCAGAGUGGCUAAGGGUGACUUUGCAUAAGUGGUUGGAUGAUGAGUACUGCCCAGAACCAACCAAUGUGGAGAUCAGCAAGAUUGCUGCUCAAUCAUACUAUAAGGCUUUGCUUGAGAAACAGACUGUUGGUGAGAUUUCGUUGAAGAUGGCAAUGGAAUUGGAAACCAUUUCUUAUCAGGAAAGCUUUCAUGGGGCUUUCUCAACAGCCAAUGCAGCUGUUAGUUUGAUUGCUCAAAAGAUAGAGCAGGCCUAGUUGUCAAGACCCAUUCAAGGUUUUCGCUUUUCGAUCACUAGAAUUAUCCUUGCCAUUUGGGAAAUUCAAAGUCUUGAAAGAUGUAAAACCUCCAUCUACAACCAAAUUAUGGCCACUAACAUAUUUAGCGUCAUCUGAAGCUAGGUAAAGUGCUGCAUUGGCGAUGUCA
Molecule: messenger RNA, 725 nt
Organism: Argentina anserina (silverweed cinquefoil)
Lineage: Eukaryota; Viridiplantae; Streptophyta; Magnoliopsida; Rosales; Rosaceae
Source: RefSeq, a predicted model, not a curated record